Molecule: messenger RNA, 606 nt
Organism: Penicillium paradoxum
Lineage: Eukaryota; Fungi; Ascomycota; Eurotiomycetes; Eurotiales; Aspergillaceae
Exons: 3
Coding region: 1-606 (201 amino acids)
Source: RefSeq, a predicted model, not a curated record
AUGUGCAAUGCAACGCCCUGCACUGCUCCAAUCGAGCACGCACGCGCAAAGCGCGAAGCAGAGCUCAAAUGUCCAAAAAAAUCGAGCCACGGAAGACUCUAUCCACGUCAUCAUAACCCAAACGGUUUCCUGCCCAUAGCACCCCGUCCCACACCGAGCUCGUCGGUGUCCGGGCCCAGUGGGGCCGCGAAGGCCAAGUCUGGCUCCGCGUCGAAGUCCGGACACUCGACUGCGUCGCCGAGACCGUCGCGGUCGAUCUCGUCCGCUUCCUCGGGGAAGACGCCUUACCCUGAUGCCGGGGGGAGUGGUCGGGCGGCGGCGUUGUUCGAUCCGGCUUACUCGCUUCUUCCGUCGAGUUCGGAGCAGAUGGCGCAGACUUUGCCGAUGGUCAGUCCGCUGGAAGGUGGGAAUCCGUUUGAAUUCCCGCUGGAUACUUCGCUGGAUCUGGAUGCGGGUUUGGGGUAUUUGGAUGAUGUGGACCUGAAUUUGGAUUUGGAGUUACCUGUGGAGGAGAUGUUUCAUGUCGAGGAUUGGUCUAGGUAUAUGUGGUCUGUGGAGACUGGGUUUGAGCAUUUGGAUACGGGAUAUCCUCCUGUAUCGCAAUAA